AUGACUUCUUGUCACGUUGCUGAAGACCCUAUAAAAAAGGUGGCUAUCUUUGGAGGAACUCAUGGGAAUGAACUAACAGGAAUAUUUCUAGUUAAGCACUGGCUGGAGAACAGCACUGAGAUUCAGAGAAGAGGGCUGGAGGUAAAACCAUUUAUUACCAACCCAAGAGCAGUGAAGAAGUGCACCAGAUAUAUUGACUGUGACCUGAAUCGAGUUUUUGACCCUGAAAAUCUUGGCAAAAAAAAGUCAGAGGAUUUGCCAUAUGAAGUGAGAAAGGCUCAAGAAAUAAAUCAUUUAUUUGGUCCAAUUGAUAGUGAAGAUUCCUAUGACAUUAUUUUUGACCUUCACAACACUACUUCUAACAUGGGGUGCACUCUUAUUCUUGAAGAUUCCAGGAAUGACUUUUUAAUUCAGAUGUUUCAUUAUAUUAAGAUGUCUUUGGCUCCAUUACCCUGCUAUGUUUACCUCAUUGAGCAUCCUUCUCUCAAAUAUGCAACCACUCGUUCUAUAGCCAAGUAUCCUGUUGGUAUAGAAGUUGGUCCCCAGCCUCAGGGGGUUCUGAGAGCUGAUAUUCUAGAUCAAAUGAGAAAAAUGAUUAAACAUGCUCUUGAUUUUAUACAUAAUUUCAAUGAAGGAAAAGAAUUUCCUCCCUGUGCUAUUGAAGUCUAUAAAAUAAUGGAGAAAGUUGAUUAUCCCAGGAAUGAAAGUGGAGAAAUUGCUGCUGUUAUCCACCCUAAACUGCAGGAUCAAGAUUGGAAACCCUUGCACCCUGAGGAUCCUGUGUUUUUAACUCUUGAUGGAAAGACCAUUUCAUUGGGCGGAGACCAAACCGUGUACCCAGUGUUUGUAAAUGAGGCCGCAUAUUAUGAGAAGAAAGAAGCUUUUGCAAAGACGACUAAACUAACACUCAAUGCAAAAAGUAUUCGCUCCUCUCUACAUUAG
Rangifer tarandus platyrhynchus (Svalbard reindeer) is the source of this 942-nucleotide messenger RNA. Lineage: Eukaryota; Metazoa; Chordata; Mammalia; Artiodactyla; Cervidae. The record is from the annotation of a GenBank genome assembly.